AGAGAGAGAGAGGGAGAGUUGGUUGUGAGCAAAAAAACACACUGGUGAGAACCAUAUACUGGUUAGAACAGGGAAGCAGGAGCGCGGCACGGGGACCCGCCGGAAGAAGCAGCAGCAGCAGCAGCAGCUAUAGCGCGCACUGGACGCACACCGACCAUCCACCGACAGCACGAGCGACACGGAGGCGCACAGCGGGGCGGAGAGGAGGAGGAGGAACCUGCACGGCGACUCGUUCGUCUCUCCCUCUCUCUCGCCGCUCCCCUCACCCUUCGUUCCUCUCGGACCGUCGCCGCUUCCUCGUUAAGAUGGCUGACCCCGGCAGCGACGGAGAGGUACCGGAGAGCGCGCGCGGCUUCGCCCGGCAGGGAGCCCUCCGCCAGAAGAAUGUGCACGAGGUGAAGAACCACAAGUUCAUCGCGCGCUUCUUCAAGCAGCCCACCUUCUGCAGCCACUGCACGGACUUCAUCUGGGGCUUUGGGAAGCAGGGAUUCCAGUGCCAAGUGUGCUGUUUUGUGGUCCAUAAGCGCUGUCAUGAAUUUGUCACCUUCUCCUGUCCGGGGGCCGACAAGGGACCGGCAUCCGAUGAUCCUCGUAGUAAACACAAGUUUAAGGUCCAUACCUACUCCAGCCCGACUUUCUGUGACCACUGCGGCUCGCUCCUCUACGGGCUGAUACACCAGGGCAUGAAAUGCGACCACUGUUUGAUGAACAUCCACAAGCGGUGUGUGGCCAACGUCCCGAGCCUGUGUGGGACAGAUCACACGGAGAGGAGAGGACGCCUUCAGAUCACUGCCCAGAUCGCUGACGAAACUCUCACCGUCACCAUCAGAGAGGCGAGGAACCUGGUGCCCAUGGACCCCAACGGCCUGUCAGACCCCUACGUCAAGCUCAAGCUGAUCCCAGAUCCCAAGAGUGAGAGCAAGCAGAAGACCAAGACCAUCAAAUGUUGCCUCAACCCUACCUGGAAUGAGACCUUCACUUUCAAACUAAAAGACAGCGACAAAGACCGCCGUCUGUCAGUGGAGAUCUGGGACUGGGACCUGACCAGCAGGAACGACUUCAUGGGAUCCCUGUCCUUUGGGAUCUCAGAGCUACAGAAACAAGGGGUAGAUGGAUGGUUCAAGAUGCUGUCCCAGGAGGAAGGAGAGUAUUUUAAUGUUCCCGUCCAGCCAGACGGAGAAGACGGUAACGAGGAGCUACGACAAAAGUUUGAGAGGGCGAGGGUAGGUCCAGGGAAGUCCACAGACUCUUCUUCCUCCUCCUCGGUGUGCAAGUACGACAGCAAUGGCAACCAGGACCGGGUCAAGCUCUCAGACUUCAACUUCAUCAUGGUUUUGGGCAAGGGCAGCUUUGGCAAGGUGAUGCUGGCUGAGAGGAAGGGCACAGAUGAGUUGUACGCCGUCAAAAUCCUGAAGAAGGACGUGGUGAUCCAGGACGACGAUGUGGAGUGCACCAUGGUGGAGAAGAGAGUCCUCGCUCUGGCUGGAAAACCUCCUUUCCUCACUCAGCUGCACUCCUGCUUCCAGACGAUGGACCGUUUGUAUUUUGUCAUGGAGUAUAUCAAUGGAGGAGACCUUAUGUACCAGAUCCAACAGGUCGGCAAAUUCAAGGAGCCGCAUGCUGUGUUCUAUGCUGCAGAGAUUGCCAUUGGACUUUUCUUCCUCCACUCCAAAGGCAUCGUGUAUCGGGAUCUGAAGCUGGACAACGUUAUGCUGGACGCUGAAGGCCAUAUAAAGAUAGCCGACUUUGGCAUGUGCAAAGAGAACAUGUACGAUGGAAUAACCACAAAGACCUUUUGCGGGACUCCAGACUACAUCGCUCCAGAGAUCAUAGCUUAUCAGCCUUACGGAAGGUCUGUGGACUGGUGGGCAUUCGGAGUACUACUCUAUGAAAUGCUUGCUGGACAGCCGCCUUUUGACGGAGAAGAUGAAGAUGAGCUGUUCCAGUCCAUCAUGGAGCAUCACGUCUCCUACCCUAAAUCCAUGUCCAAAGAAGCUGUUGCUAUCUGCAAGGGGCUGAUGACAAAGCACCCGGGUAAGCGUCUGGGCUGCGGUCCAGAGGGCGAGAGAGACAUCAAGGAGCACGCCUUCUUCCGCUAUAUAGACUGGGAAAAACUGGAGAAUAUGGAGGUCCAGCCGCCUUUCAAACCAAAAGCUAAGUCUCGCCGGGACGUUGGCAACUUCGAUAAGGAGUUCACUAAAAUGGCGGUGGAGCUGACACCCACAGACAAGCUCUUCAUUAUGAAUCUGGACCAGAUGGAGUUUCAAGGCUUCUCCUACACCAACCCCGAAUUCAUCAUUCAAGUCUGAUGACUUCCUGUUGGUUAGACGCAGCCAGAACAUGACUUUACUCCAACCCGUACAGCUCAGUUACAUCCAUCAAGGACUCAUCCUGCAUCUCUUCCCACUGAAGUCUCAUUUACAUCGUCAAACCUACCAGCAUCUAAAUCAGACAAUAAUGAUAAACAACCACACUGGCUUUAUCUGCUGGUGGCUCGCACUUACUGGGACUACGUUUGACCAGUCACCAUGUGGUCCAACAGGCCAGUGUGCGGAACACUUCAGGCAUGUGUAGUAUUCACAGGAGCCAGUGGUGAGCAGGUCAAUACAAAGAUCAUAGAGUGAAUGUGUAACUGUGUGAACAUGCUCUUAUCGAUCAGCAACUGUGUGUGUUUGUUUACUUGAUUUCUUCUCCGACCUGUAAAAGUUAUGUCAUAAACAUUCCAUGAUCAAUAUGCCAUGUAUGUGCUCACACACAUACACACAUACACACAUGCACACACACACACACACACACACACACACACACACACACACACACACACACACACACACACACACACACACACACACGCGCGUACAAACGCACACACACUUGCACACAUCUGCAGGCAGUGGUUUGGAGAGAAGGAAGGUCUUUGAAAGUCCUGAUUUAUGACCUCAUGUCUAAGUUAGUCCUGAACUUAGUCUUAAGCACGUCUCGUCUUCCGAAUUGAUGCAAAAAAAUAAGAAACCCCAGCCCCGAUGCCUGUUUGGCAGAGAUAUUUAAAAGUGUCUUUUCUCUUGCUUAAUCUCUCUCUUUUCUCUAUGGCACUGUGUGCGCAGUGGGUUAGUGCUGUGUAGGCCUAUACAGUCUUUGUGGUGCUGCUCCUCUAUGCAUGCCAUAAUUGUUGGUACAGUAGUUCCCUUAAGUUUAUGUUAGACAUCAACGAGGAAGCGAAUACCUCUGGUGUCUUGAUUUUAUCGAUGCAAGUCAGUUUUGAAGUACCCAUGCUCAAAUGUGAGUUUCCUCUCAGAAUGCUGUUUCUCUAAUAAUGUUGACAUAUGCUAAAGAGUUUGCUUUACAAAGCAGCAGACAUUGUUUUGCUGUCCUUGACAAGAAAAUAUGAGAUUAUGUGAAAUGAAUAUAUAAAGUAGAUGUAAUAUGUAUGACUUGUGUUUCAGUGUAUGUGUAAAUAAGAAUGAAUCUAUGGCUAGAAAAGGUUUUCAUGUUCUAAAACACUUCAAUACUAUUCUUCAUAUCUCCCUUUCUCUCUGCUCUUCCUCCCUGCCAACACUCAGCUGUCACUUUUACUUUCCCUAUUUUUAUAUCUCCCCUUCUCCUCCUCUUCCUCUCUUGUCCCCAACUCACGUUUUUAUCAGUGCAAUUUGAAGGAACUGGAGAAUUAGGGAAAUAAGACAAGAGGGAGAGGGGGAACAGAGGGGAGAAUAAAGUGUUUACUAUGCAAAAGGCAGGCGAAGAAGAAGUAGAGAAGGAGAAGAGGGCAACUUUUAUAAAGUAACCUGAAGAAAUUGUGUAACCGCAGGACAGUAUACAUGUGUUGCAUGCGCCGUCUUAACCCUACGUGUGAGAGACGCGUAAAGUAUGAUACCUACAUUAAAGUGAACUAUCAUAACAUUUCAGUAA
Molecule: messenger RNA, 3906 nt
Organism: Notothenia coriiceps (black rockcod)
Lineage: Eukaryota; Metazoa; Chordata; Actinopteri; Perciformes; Nototheniidae
Product: protein kinase C beta type
Exons: 17
Coding region: 306-2309 (667 amino acids)
Biological process (GO): protein phosphorylation
Molecular function (GO): ATP binding; diacylglycerol-dependent serine/threonine kinase activity; zinc ion binding
Source: RefSeq, a predicted model, not a curated record